This is a messenger RNA of Anopheles cruzii, 1329 nucleotides long. RefSeq names its product helix-loop-helix protein delilah (gene tx). Gene Ontology annotation, molecular function: protein dimerization activity. Bases 1 to 1329 code for a protein of 442 amino acids. Lineage: Eukaryota; Metazoa; Arthropoda; Insecta; Diptera; Culicidae. The transcript has a single exon. The record is from RefSeq and is a predicted model, not a curated record.
AUGCGUCACAACAACAUCGAGUCGAUCAGGGCGAUCACCUACGAUCAGCAACCGUCGAUGGAGGCGAUGGCCGACGCGAACAACAACCACGGCAACGGCACCACCACUGGCUACACGCUGCUGGGCGCCGACGCCGCCGGCACGCUGACGUCGGAGAUCCGCAAGGACGAGAAGUACUCGCUCCGGCAGCGCCAGUCCCGCCGCACCACACUCGAGUCGAGCGUCAGUAAAGCAUCGGGAACGACGAAGGAGAAAGUAACGCCGAAGGAGAAACCCAAGCCGAAAGCCGCCCCGCUCAGCAAGUACCGGCGGAAAACGGCCAACGCCCGCGAACGAAGCCGCAUGCGGGAGAUCAACAGUGCGUUCGAGAACCUGCGGCGCGCCGUUCCGGUGGCGGUGGCCGGACCGAGCGGGAGCAGCUCCCCGGUCAGCUCGCCCCAGUGCGGUGCCAGUGCGUCGUCGUCGAGCGAGAAGCUCACCAAAAUCACCACGCUCCGGAUGGCGAUGAAGUACAUCCGGAUACUGAGCGAUAUGCUAUCCGGCGGCACAUCCAGCGGUGGCUACGACAACAACAAUGACCUGGACAUGGUCAACCACAACGAGAUCGAGCGCGAGGUCAUGCAGAAGGGCCUGUUGCUCCGCGAUGGGCUGCUCCAGGGAUACGGAUCACCCGAUCUGUCUCCGGUGCGUCCACCAGUGGACCACCGGUACACGGCGCCACCGGGACCACCAGCUAGGGGCAGCAGCAGUAGCAGCAGUAGUAGCAGCAGCAGCAGCAGCAGUGGCUGCACCAGCACCUUGACCUCGAGCCCACGGAAGCGGAGCAGUAAAAAGUCCACUCCAGCCUCCAGUCGGGCGAAGAAGAGCAACACCGCCGGAUCGGCGGGUGGCACCCGGUCCCGCACCCGGAAGCUUCCUCUGGCGGCGAGUUCGAACAAGCUCACCGAGCACAGCCCUGUUCCGCUAAUAGCAUUGGACGCGGCCAGUAUCGAUCCCGGGCCCGCCGAUAGCGGACCGCUCAGCAUGGACGUGGACCUCGGCUCGGUGCUGGAGUCGGACAACGACUCGCUCAUCCUGUCCGAGCCGUGCCUCAGCCCGGGCGUGACGGGUGCGGGCGGUCUGAAGGCGCACGGGUUCGGCUGCCCCAACACUAGCACGGUGGUGCCAAACGAUAACCUCGAGUUUGGACUGUUCCUAGAGUCGGACGCGGACUCGCUGCAGCUGUCCGAGCCCUGCCUAAGCCCGCUCAGCCACCUGGACUCGCUGAACCCGUUCAACGAGCUGCUGACCGGCUUCAACGAGCAGACGGCCCUCGAGCUGUACCUAUGA